Molecule: messenger RNA, 1326 nt
Organism: Daldinia caldariorum
Lineage: Eukaryota; Fungi; Ascomycota; Sordariomycetes; Xylariales; Hypoxylaceae
Product: SYF2 splicing factor-domain-containing protein
Exons: 1
Coding region: 218-1225 (335 amino acids)
Cellular component (GO): Prp19 complex; catalytic step 2 spliceosome; post-mRNA release spliceosomal complex
Source: RefSeq, a predicted model, not a curated record
GCAUCUGCAUGUCUAGCAGUCCAGCUGCCUGGAUUUACUUAUGUAACAACGGCUCCGUUACCAGCUGCAUCAUAUCAUCUUGCCAAUUUAGUGCCUACAUUCAUUCCAUCCAUCAACUGCUCAGGUGACAGGUGAUUGAAAGCAUCAUCAAGCAAGUAUCCUAUUACUCUUUAAAUAAUACCUGUGCAGCUUUGAUACUUCACCGCUUUCGAUAACUAUGCCUCCCGCGAAGAGAAGGAAGACGGCGUCGGCCGCCAAAGCUGCUGCCAAAGCUGCCGCCAAAGCGGAAGACGCCCCGGCGGCUGAGGUAGUUGAACAAACCCCUUCGACCAACGAGGAAAAACCUGAAGAGGAACAACAAACUAAAAAGCCGACCGAUUCGACGCCAGUAGAGGAGAGUGUAGCAACAUCAUCAUCAAUAACAACAGAAGCAGUAGCAGCAGUAGCAGCAACAGCGGGAGCUAGUUCAGCCGCAGAUGCUGCUGAGAAGGCAAAGGAACGGAUGGCACGUUUCCGUGCCCUACAAGCCCGCGCGAAGGUGUCCUCAGACCAGAACCUCGCCGAAACAACCAAGGAAUCCCAACGCCUAGCCACCGACCCGUCAGCCCUCGUAGCCCUGAAUCGCCGCCGCGAUAUUGCCACGCACAAACUGCUAAAGGCCGAGACGGAGGAGGCGGGAGAGGACUUCGAGAGGAAGCGGGCGUGGGACUGGACCGCGGAGGAGAGCGAGCGCUGGGACAAGCGCGUGAAGAAGAAGGCCGCCCACCGCGACAACAACGCCUUCCAGGACUACCGCCAGGAGAGCAACAAGGUCUACAAACGCCAGGUGCGCGACCUGGCUCCCGACCUCGAGCGCUACGAGAAGGACAAGAUGGCCGCUAUCGAGAAGGCCGCCGCGUCCGGCGGCCUCGAGAUCAUCGAGACCGAAGACGGCGAAUUGAUCGCCGUCGACAAGGACGGAAGCUUCUACUCCACCGCCGACUCGACCUCCUUCGUGGAGAACAAACCCGACAAGGCGGCUAUCGAUAGAUUGGUGGGCGACUUGCAAAAGGCCGAGGACGUCAGGAUGCGCAAGAGGCGCGAGAGGAUGGCGCAGAACGGCGACGACGGCGACGUCACGUAUAUCAACGAGAAGAACAAGCAGUUCAACCAGAAGCUAGCAAGGUUCUACAAUAAGUACACGGCGGAGAUAAGGGACAGCUUCGAGCGCGGAACUAUGAUUUAAGAAGAGGUUACUUUGUUUUUUUACUAUAUCGCCGGCGUUAACACAAACAUGGUUUUAAAUGACUAUACCGGUACACGCACGAAUUAGAUUACGCUAUUAGC